Messenger RNA from Papilio xuthus (Asian swallowtail), 584 nucleotides. NCBI's taxonomy places the organism in Eukaryota, Metazoa, Arthropoda, Insecta, Lepidoptera, Papilionidae. The record is from RefSeq and is a predicted model, not a curated record.
GGAACGCAACUACUGUCUUUGAUAAGUACUUGUUUCGUAACAGGGCUAGAUUUUCAGGAGCUGUUCUGUAAUAAACGUGAUAUCGAUUUAAGAAAAUGUACCACCAACUAAGCAAAGUUACCGGCAGGCUGGUCUCUGCGACCCAUUUACAGAGCCCACUCUUUCCAGUUGCACCAAUCGCCUUGCAACGAGUGGAAGUACCUCAAAUCCAAUACAACACGUCCCAUAUGUCCACUGUGACUGAAGCGUCUGCCUGCCCAGCUCCUGGGUCUCAAAAACUUGUCCCUGGAACCAACGUUCCCUAUGCCCCUGUUUCUGAGAAGAUCAGGAGACAACAAGAAAUUUUCCAGAAACAUAAUGAUGUCCCAGUGUUCCUGAAAGGGGGUCCAUUUGACAGUAUCCUAUACCGUUUCACAAUGACUCUGUGCAUUCUCGGCUUGGCCGGUAUUGCACACACUGUUUAUAAACAUGCUGUACCCAAGAAGAACUAAAAUGUUGCUUGUCUUAUUAUAAUUUAAAUAUUAGAUGCAAUCGCUGUGUUAUAGUGUUUCCUUGUAAUCUGGAAUAAAGAAUUAAACUUGAAA